Messenger RNA from Dendroctonus ponderosae (mountain pine beetle), 4138 nucleotides. It is a transcript of the gene Sur-8, whose product is annotated as leucine-rich repeat protein soc-2 homolog. Gene Ontology annotation, molecular function: protein binding. The coding region runs from base 247 to 1941 and encodes 564 amino acids. NCBI's taxonomy places the organism in Eukaryota, Metazoa, Arthropoda, Insecta, Coleoptera, Curculionidae. The transcript has 2 exons. The record is from RefSeq and is a predicted model, not a curated record.
CCUGACGUUUGUUUGGCUUUUGCAUUCUGAUUAUUGGGUGGAGACAAUACAUUAAAUUUUAAUUGUUGUUUUGAAAAUAACAGCGCUGUGUUUAAACUAGUAUUAACAAUUGAUCGCACUGAGUCAAACCCAACAGUUUUAUUUAGUGGCAAAUAGUUCAACUAGGUUUCAUCUGGAUUCUACCCCAUGUUGGGUUUUGUUAAAAAGCACUAACAAACAUGGGAAAGUAGUGAACGAAUACGAAGAAUGAACCACUCGAGUACCAAUUUAUUAGAGCAAGACAAUAUGCUCGACAGGGAUUUGGCCAGUGGGUUCGAUCAUGGAAAGCAGAAAAAGUUCAGUUCUGGUUCUCUUAGUGGCGAUAUGUCAAGACCAAAAGUUGUCACUGUGAAACACCCAGACUCAAAUAAGCUCAAACCGACUGCCAAGAAGAACAAAACGCCAAUACAGGCUGAUCUGGAUGUGAGCAAGGAGUUCAUCAGGUGCAGAGAUGAAGGGUUAAAAAGACUGGAUUUGAGUAAGUCAAAUAUUACUCACCUGCCUCAGACUAUUAGAGACUUGACUCAUCUAGUAGAGCUUUACUUGUAUGGCAAUAAGCUAGUUCAGUUGCCAAGUGAGAUAGGGAGCCUCACUGGUCUUCAAAUGUUGGCCCUAAGUGAAAACUCGUUAACUAGUCUCCCAGACUCAUUAGAAAACCUGAAAAACUUGAAAGUACUAGACUUGAGACACAAUAAAUUGAACGAUAUUCCUGAGGUAGUAUACAACCUAACAUCAUUAACAACAUUGUACCUAAGGUUUAACAGAAUAAGGUAUGUAGGUGAUGAAAUAAGCAACUUGACUGCCUUGGUCAUGUUCAGCUUGAGGGAGAAUAAAAUCAGAGAAUUGCCUUCAGGGAUAGGGCACUUGGUAAACUUAGGUACUUUUGAUGUGAGCCACAAUCAUCUGGAGCAUCUACCAGAAGAGAUUGGAAAUUGUAUAAAUCUAAGUACUCUAGAUUUACAACACAAUGAGCUACUGGAUAUCCCAGAAUCGAUUGGAAAUAUCCAACAGCUUACCAGGCUAGGUUUAAGGUAUAACAGAUUAACCUGCAUACCAUCGACCUUAAAAAAAUGCCGUGAGAUGGAGGAUUUUAAUCUGGAGGGUAAUGCAAUCUGCCAAUUACCAGAAGGCAUUCUUUCAAGUUUAAAGCGAUUGUCGAGCAUCACUUUAUCAAGGAAUAAUUUUUCCGCUUUUCCCAUUGGAGGUCCAUCCCAGUUUACUGAUGUAGAUUCGGUGAAUUUGGAACACAAUCAAAUCGAUAAGAUUCCUUAUGGAAUUUUUUCCAGGGCCAAAAGGCUCACAAAACUGAACAUGAAGGAAAAUAAAUUAAUGUCUCUUCCUCUGGAUGUUGGAACCUGGGUUAACAUGGUGGAACUUAAUUUAGGCACCAAUCAGCUAGAAAAACUGCCAGACGACGUCCAGUGUCUGCAAGCGUUAGAAGUAUUAGUUCUUUCUAACAAUCUUCUGAAGCGAAUACCACCUAGUAUUGGAAACCUUCGAAAACUUCGAGUAUUGGAUUUAGAAGAAAACCGACUAGAGCAACUUCCGAACGAAAUCGGCUAUCUUAAAGAUCUGCAACGGCUCAUUGUGCAAUCCAACCAGCUGACUAUAAUACCGCGUGCCAUUGGCCAUUUGACAAAUUUGGUAUUCCUGAGCGUUGGAGAGAACCUCUUGAGUUAUCUACCAGAGGAAAUAGGCACAUUAGAAAACUUAGAGUCUCUGUACGUCAACGACAAUCCCAAUCUUAACAAUUUACCAUUCGAGCUGGCGCUGUGUUCAAAUUUGCAAAUUAUGAGCAUCGAAAAUUGCCCUUUGGGCCAAAUUCCAGCGGAAAUUGUAUUGGGUGGCCCUUCAUUGGUGAUACAGUACCUGAAAAUGCAGGGUCCUUACAGAUCUAUGUGAUGCACCUAGUUUUCGAAACAAGUUUGUGAUAUGGUAUAAGUUUUUGUCUGUUUUGCCCUAGAAUUAAUAACGAAGCGAGAACGAAUCUGCUCUCAACAAUGCUCAUUAUCAACGUUUUUGUUAGCGAAAAUGGGCUUAAGCCGAAUUGAUUGUGUGUAUGUGUGGUUGAACUUUAUUUUUAGCACAAGAAAGUAGUUUCUCUAAAUGUUAACGUGUUAUAUGGAGCAAACAUUGAAGAAUUAUUGUUUAAAACAGUGUAUACAAAACGAUAACCACUGAAGUACAUUGACCUAGAUAUUUAUUUUGCUACGGGAAUAUUUUGUGACCCCGUAGGUGUCUGUAAUAUUUUCAAAAAUUUACCCGCUUUACCAGCAGAUAUUAAAUCAAAUGAUGUAUAUUUAAUUCUAUUAGCGUUUGCAACCAUCUCAGGCUAAGCACAUAGUGAAGUGGAGAAGAAAAUAAAAAAAGGUGUGCGUCAUCGGACGCUCGAGAGAAGUGAUAACUUUAUAUUAUUUAUAGAAACCAUAUAAUAAUGAACUUGUUUAACGCAUGAUGGCAAUAGGAAUUUAUGAAUGGAUCAAGAAUAGGUAAAAUGUAAUUUAAUUUCGUUGUAAAAUUUAUAUUUUACUUAAGUACAACAUUUAAUAUUCUUCAAUAGUUGCAGUUGACUCGCUGGUAUUUAAGAUAUCAUUAUUUAAUCUUACAAAAUCUUAUUUAUCAUCUUUAAUUGUAACUUUGAUUCAAGAAAUUGCUUUAAGUUUUGAGCUCAAUCAGAAGAAAAAUCAACAUUAAAAUCUUCACUUAAAAUUAAUGGCAAGUUGUGGCCAAGGCAAAUAAUUUUCGUCCGAACUGUGUUCGUCAGAAAUCGUGCGAAAAGGAGCGAAUGAUCCAAUUUCAUUGGACGAACCACUGCAAUGUGCGAAUACUAUCCGAAACAAUUGGAAUUUGUUUGCAGGUUCGCAGUAUUUCUGACUGAAAAGCGAAUAUUUUUGAAACACACCUAGCUGAAAAAGAUGUUGAAAAACUAAGUAUUUCUAAUUCAUUUUUAUAUCUUCAGAUAAAUGAUGGAAUUUUACAAAUUCUUUUCGUUUUUUCGAUUUAUAAACACCUAUAGCUUAGUGUAAUUAUGUAUUAAAUAAGUUAAAAUUUGUUUGUAAUUAAAUUAACUUUUUUAAAACACCAGCGGGAUAAAGCCUUAAGCUGGGCUCUACAUUUUGAAUUAAUAAUAAUUUGACUCGUUAUAAAGCAAGAAGUCCACUCAAAAAUAUUCGCUUGUGUCUAGAUAUAGUCAAAAUUUGUAUCACAAAAAUUAUAUUAUCGUUCUGAGUACUUGCGAAAUCAGAUACUCUAGAUAAUUAAUUCCUUCUAUAAUUUGUUUCAAAUUUGUUCAUACUUGUUCCUGCAUACCAAAUGGUAGAAAAACCAAGAAGAAGUAGCAAAACCGAAAAAUGUAGGACUUGGUUAUUUUGUCCAAGAAAAACAGCUUCUAAAUAAAGUCCCUUGUGUCGGUUCUAGGUGAUUAUCUAUGUGUUGCUAGAUCUCUUAGAGCUCAGGUCUAGGUGACCGUCUACCGUCUUAUUAUCGCUUUAUUUGUACAACGAUCUGCUAUUAACUAUAGUAAUUCAAAUAAAAGUAUUCAUUUUCGAUCAGAAUUAAACAAAACAUGUUUCAUACACUUUUGUGAGCACUAGUCUUUCAAAUGAAUUCGAUGUGAUAUGACUUAUUUAAGUAUAUUAUGUAUUUUUAGGCUAAACCUUUUUAACUGUUUUACUAACUGUCCUGAUGAUGGAUGGUACCAGGGUUAACCGUCGUUCAUUUAUCAGCUGAAUUUUACAUGAGGCCUAGUCGAUGAUGUAAUUUUAAUAAUAGAUUAAUUUCACACAUUAAUAACAGUUGAUGACACCAUUCUGUUGGUUCUUAGUUUUUUUCAUCGAAAUCAACAUGCUUGACUUUAUUGUUCGUAAAACGGGCCACAAUCUGUAUUUUGUUAAACAAUUAUACUAUGCUCUUAUUAACUAAUGAAUGUCGUCUAGAUUACAUAAUUAUAUAGGUGUAUUGUUUUAAGUAUAACGAUACGUACAUGUUUAAGCCCAUGUCUAGCAUAACUGUGUGUACAAAAACUAUCUGUCUUCAGUGUUAUUUACUGUUAGGUGAAUGCGUAAAUGUUGCUACAUAUAUUAAAUGUAUUUUAUUGAGA